CAGGGAGCUAAGCUACAAGUGUAGUUAUAGCCAUAAUCUAACCUAAAAUUAUUAUACCGGGUAAACAACGUUGUUUAGAUAUUUAUAUAUUUUAAUUACUAAGAUAAUUUUUCUAUAUAGCUUUAUAUACUUAUUCAACUCUUGAAUAAUGGCCGAGGAAGGAAAUGGAUCUGGAGUUGAGAAAAGGAAGAGAAUGUCUGUAGGACUUUACGUAAGCUGUCCACCAAAUAUAAAACAAGCAGUUAACGGAUCGAUAGAAUAUGGAUACCAUUUCAUAGUUACUCAAUUAACUCAUCCAAAUUAUACUAGAGAAAUUAGUAAAAUUGGCUCAGUUAUUGGUAGAACAGAUCGUGUCAUGAACAGCUCGGAUUGGAAUAGAUUAGUAGUAGCUCAAAUUACACCAACAAUUGAUUUAGAUAGUGAAGUUGAACAUAUAAGAGAACAUAGUAAAAAAAUGUUGAUGCAAGAAUUAGGAUUUGCAUCUCAUCUCGGAAUUCCAGCAAUCUGGAUUAGUUUAACUAAACCAAACAACGUACAGUUAGCUCGUGUUUUACUUGAAAAGUUGAUGGGAGGCUUCACUUACAGUGUGUGGGUAAAUAUUCCAAUGUUACAUCCAUCUAGAUUUAGUUGUUUAGCUGAAACGCAAUAUGAUUCUUGGAAUUGGUGGAAUGAAUUCCGUACUUAUUGUAAUUAUGAUAAAAGAUUAGGAUUAGCUCUAAAUCUAAGUGAUUCUAAACAUUUAGUACCUCCAAGUGAAUUAAAAAGAUGGAUUGGAGAACCAGUGAGAGCUAUUAUCAUCCCCACUUCUUAUUUUUUAAUCAACCAACAUGGAAAACCUGUACUUUCAAAAUUACAUCAAGAAGUUAUAAAAAAAUUCAUGAGCCUCGAUGUUCAAUAUAUAAUAAAAAAUGAUGUGGAUACCAAUGAUAUAUCUUUAUACAAUAGAUACAUACAUUUCUUGGGAAAAAAACUUUUCGUUGGUGACACUGUGAGUGAAUUUGUUCAUGGUUUUGAAGACUUUUUGCAGAAUCCUCUACAGCCUUUAACAGAGCAUUUAGAAACCAAUAUUUAUGAAAUUUUUGAAAAGGAUGAUGUUAAAUAUGAUUCUUAUCAGAGAGCUGUUUACAAAGCUGUAGAAGAUUUUCCUGGAGAAAAAACUCCUGUUAUCAUGGUUGUGGGGGCAGGAAGAGGACCCUUGGUACAAGCUGUUAUCAAUGUAGGCCUUAUUUUAAAUAGGAAGAUUAAAAUAUAUGCCGUUGAAAAAAAUCCUUUUGCUAUAAAUACAUUAAUACAUCGUUCUAAGGAAGAGUGGGGAAAUCAAGUAACAAUUGUAAAUGAAGAUAUGAGAACAUACAAACCCCCAGAACAAGCUGAUAUUUUGGUAUCAGAGUUAUUAGGUUCUUUUGGUGAUAACGAAUUAUCACCAGAGUGCAUAGAUGGUGCACAACGAUUUUUAAAAAAAUCUGGAAUAUCCAUUCCUCAAUCAUAUACCUCAUACUUAGCUCCUUUACAAAGUAUAAAAAUUUUUAAUGAAAUAAGAACAAACCGUCCUUUGGAUAAAACUUUACAAUAUUGUUAUGAAACUCCAUAUGUGACACAUUUAGCAAACUUUUACGAAAUAGCUCCAUCAUUGCCUCUUUUUACAUUCACACACCCCAAUUGGAUAGAACCUAUCAACAAUCAAAGAUACAAAAAACUAAAAUUUCGUGCCGAGCAAAGCUGUCUACUUACAGGAUUUGUUGGGUAUUUUGACACAAUUCUUUAUAAAGAUGUUACACUCAGUAUCCAUCCUGAAACAUAUACACCAGAUAUGGUCAGCUGGUUUCCUAUUGUGUUUCCUCUGGAAAAUCCUGUACAUGUAGAAGAAGGAACUUGGAUUGAAAUGUCUUUUUGGAGAGUAGAUUCAGAUGAGAAAGUAUGGUACGAAUGGUGUUUGCAUAAUCCAGUGAAAACUGGUAUUAUUAAUCCAAAUGGAAGGUCUUACUUCAUAAAAAAACAUUAGGAUACAUAUGUACUUCAUGAAAAUAAAUUUUUUUCUUACAA
Messenger RNA from Diorhabda sublineata, 2043 nucleotides. It is a transcript of the gene csul, whose product is annotated as protein arginine N-methyltransferase 5. Gene Ontology annotation, biological process: regulation of DNA-templated transcription; peptidyl-arginine N-methylation. The transcript has 2 exons. The record is from RefSeq and is a predicted model, not a curated record. Bases 149 to 2002 code for a protein of 617 amino acids. Gene Ontology annotation, cellular component: cytosol; nucleus. NCBI's taxonomy places the organism in Eukaryota, Metazoa, Arthropoda, Insecta, Coleoptera, Chrysomelidae.